GGAAACUAUCCCAAAUGUCAUAUUUAUCCCACAUAUCCCAAAAAUAUUCAAAACUAGUGUAUCGGGUAGAAACCCAAUGCGGAUUAUAUUCACACCGUACUAUCAUAAGUCUUAUGGAUAGACCAAGAUUUGCCCAUCAUAAGUAUGAAGGUAUGAAGCUUGAUAAAUCAACUAAGCUUCGCUCAGCAUAAGUUUGAAGUUAUAAAGCUAUCGCGUAAGCUGAGCUACGCUCAGCAUAAGUUUGAAGUUAUAAAGCUAUCGCGUAAGCUGAGCUACGCUCAGCAUAAGUUUGAAGAUAUGAAGCUAGAGAGGCAGCUGAGCUUCGCUCAGCAUAAGUUUGAAGUUAUAAAGCUAUCGCGUAAGCUGAGCUACGCUCAGCAUAAGUUUGAAGAUAUGAAGCUAGAGAGGCAGUGGAGCUUCGCUCAGCAUAAGUUGAAGUUAUAAAGCUAUCGCGUAAGCUGAGCUACGCUCAGCAUAAGUUUGAAGAUAUAAAGCUAUCGAGUCAGCUGAGCUACGCUCAGCAUAAGUUUGAAGGUAUAAAGCUUGACGAAUAUGCCAAAUAUUCUUUAAAAGUUUUUAAAAAAAAAUUUUCAUCCAAAGUUGAAUUUUAUAAAAAUCACAGUCAACUUUUGUUUUAAAAAAUUCGUAAGAAAGGAAAGUUUUUUGCCAUUUCUGAAGCAACGGCUGUUCCUACCUUGCCCAAAAACAAUACAGCUCUUCUAUAGAGUAGCACGGAUCAAAUGUAAAAAACUAGAAGUCUCUACGAUGUCUCGUUAUUGAGAUUUCUUGCUGAUUAACUUGCUUGCUUGUUUGCUUGCUUGUUUGCUUACAGAAAGCGUAUUUUGCGAUUUUCUCAGCAAUGCCACAACCAAUUUGAAAUCUGUUUUUUGAAAAUGAUGUAAAAUUUCAGGCACAAACUUUUCUUCUUGCCCUUUUAUAACCAAUUUUGCUUUGUUUUCUCACAAAAUGCGAAAAACUGAUUUUUCAAUCUGAACAAAACCAAUAGAUUCACACGUGAAAACGGUGUGAAUAUAAAAAAUUCCUGAGCAUGUAAGCACGAUAAUAAAGACAUCCCAACGUAUCCUUAGUGUAUUGGACGUGUAAUUUCAGGAUAUGAUGGGAUAUCUCAAUUCUAAUGCAUACAGGAUUAUUUGGGAUGUAUGGGAUAUUUGGGAUAGUUUCCACGCCUUGAUUUUUAUUGACCUUAAUAAACAUUUUCAAUGUAUCAUAGAACAUAACUCUAUGUUUAUUCUGCUGAUAAGAUGAGCUGAUAAGCAACCUAAUAGCUUAAUGAAUGGUGUCCAACCUUUUUUGUACCACAGCACACCUCGAUGGUAUGAUCGAAACCGCACACGGCUUAUGGUUCGUGGAAUUUUUCGAAUUUUUUCUGGCGCAUGGGUUGGCCAUCACUGGCUUAAUAACAUUUCCAAGCUUAGUUCAUUAACCUUUUAUCAAUAGAUUAUUACUGCAUUGUGUUUGUAGUCUGAAUUCAUUUUCAACGAGAGUAGACGUGCAUUAAUAAUUUUAUUCUCUUAAUUUGUACAAAAAAUGUCAAGCUUUGAAGUCACAAAGAAUUUCCCUCGAAUCAGCCGAGAAAACAUUAGUGUGAAAUGCAUUGAUCAAAAAUGGAAGAAUUUUCCAAAAGCAAUUUUACCGAGGAUGUGUGCAGAUAAAUUGGAUUUAUAUAAGAAUUUCUGUAUUCGUCCUGAUGAUAUUUUCAUUUUGGGAUAUCCACGAUCAGGAACUUCAAGAUUGCAGGAAUUAGUUUGGAUUAUUGCAAAUGAUUUUGAUUUUAAGACAUUAGUGGAAUAUGAUGCUGAUGCUAGGUGCAUUAAUUUUGAAAUUCGCGAUUGGAGUUUGAAGUGGCGUGAAAAAACAUUGAUUAGCUCAUUAGAAGACAUGCCAAGUCCAAGAUUAAUGAAAAGUCAUCUUCCAGCUCAACUAUUACCAAAUGAAGUUUGGACGAAGAAACCAAAACUUUUUUAUAUAAGUCGUGAAGUUAAGGACGUUGCAAUCUCGCAAUUUCAUUUAUUAUCAUGCUCAUAUUCAAAUUCAAUUAAUUUUGAUGAUUAUUUGGAGGAUUUUUUGAAUGAUAAUGUCAUGUUUUCGCCAUAUCGAGAAAAUCUUUGGAAUUAUUUGAACUUGCCGGAUUAUGAAAAUAUUUUGUACUUGACUUAUGAGGAAAUGUCUGCUGAUUUAGAUCUAGCGAUUUGUAAAGUUGCAGAAUUUUUGGAAAAAUCUGUUUCGGAUGAAAAUGCUGAAAAGAUCAAAGAUUAUUUAAAGUUUGAGAAUAUGAAAGCUCGAAAAACAAACGACAAUAAGCAGACAUAUAACAUUUUAUUAAAAGACUUAAACAGUAAUAAUCAUAAGGAUUAUAACUUUAUCCGCAAAGGAGUUGUCGGUGGAUAUAAGAACGAAAUGUCAAGUGUUUAUAUUGAUAAGUUUGACGAGUGGUUUGCAAAAAGUAAAAGUUUGAAUCAAGGUUUCAAUUAUACAGAGAAAUUCUGA
Molecule: messenger RNA, 2508 nt
Organism: Chironomus riparius
Lineage: Eukaryota; Metazoa; Arthropoda; Insecta; Diptera; Chironomidae
Source: the annotation of a GenBank genome assembly